GGACGUCACGAGGCGACGCCGAAGGCUGUUGCGAGAGCCCGCGCUGUGCGGCACCCGGCGGGCUGGUCGGUGUGUCGGCUCUCUGCCCGGGGCGCUGGUUUGUCUGUGUGCGUGAACUGGCGUCGGGGUUGGGCUGUCGGGACCUCGUCGCCACCCCCUUCCCCCUGACCUCUCCCCGCUAGGCCUUCAGACUGGACUUCCGCGGGAGGCAGUGUCCAGGGCGGACGUGUGUGAGGGGGGAGUGGGGCGGCAACACCUGGGCUGGCUGCGCACAAGUUUGCUUAGGUUCAGGGCCGCCGACAGGUCUCGGCCGUUUAUCAGUGGUGCCUGGUGGAUGGAGUGGUGCACAGGCUGCCCUGGAGCCCUCUGCUUUCUUCGGUCAGCUGCCUUAGACUUCUGCUCCUUUCGCAUGGAAAUGUCUACCUCGUCUUGCUGGCGUGGUUUCGGAAAGCAAUUGAAAAAAAUCUGUUGGAGGCUAUAAAGUGCAUUGCUGUUAACGUAGUCCCAUAAUCUAAAUUAAAAAGCCGACGGAUACGGGAAAAUAAGCUUUUAGAUUAUUUAUCAAUCUUUAAAAUGAUAGAGUUUUCUGCUGCCAGUGAUGUUCAGAUAAACUUCAGUGAAAUGACUCUUCAGGAAUUGGUGCAUCAGGCUGCCUCCAUUUAUUCUGAUAAAACAGCUGUGUGUUUUGAUGAAUGUAACAACCAGCCUCCAGUUUAUUACACCUACAAGACUGUGGUUCAUGCUGCUUCAGAAUUAUCAAGUUUCCUGCUGUUACACUGUGACUUUCAAGGAAUUCGGGAAGUUGGUCUCUACUGCCAUCCUGGGAUAAACCUACCCUCUUGGAUUUUAGGAAUUCUCCAAGUCCCUGCUGCUUAUGCUCCUAUUGAUCCAGAUUCACCACCAGCAUUAUCAGUUUAUUUUAUGAAAAAAUGUAAUCUGAAGUAUAUCCUUGUCGAAAAACAGCAGAUUAAUAAAUUCAAAUCUUCCUAUGAAACGAUAUUGAAUUAUGAUACAUUUACAGUUGAACAUAAUGACCUAGUACUCUUCAAACUUCACUGGAACAAUGUUGAGGUGAGCUUGAUGCUAAAUGAUAGCAAAGAGAAAUACGAAAAAGAAAAAACGACAGAGAACAUGAAUUCUGAGAAGAGCUGUGAAGACAAGUCAGGAGAGCGCCUGGAUGUGCAGCUGGAGCACUGCUUGGCCUAUGUUCUCCACACAUCAGGCACCACAGGGGUACCCAAACUUGUCAGAGUCCCUCAUGCAUGCAUAGUGCCAAACAUCCAGCAUUUCCGGGUACUUUUUGAAAUCACACACGAAGAUGUUUUGUUUCUGGCCUCACCUCUGACCUUUGAUCCUUCUGUUGUGGAAAUAUUUGUUGCUCUAUCAAGUGGUGCCUCUCUGCUUAUUGUACCAACUUCUGUCAAAGUGCUCCCGUCCAAAUUAGCUGAUGUUCUCUUUUCCCAUCACAGAGUGACUGUUCUGCAGGCAACGCCGACAUUACUUAGAAGAUUUGGAUCUCAGCUUAUCAAGUCCACUGUUUUAUCAAGUAGUACUUCUCUUCGAGUAUUGGCCCUUGGUGGCGAAGCAUUUCCAUCAUUACCUGUUCUCAGAAGCUGGAGAGGAGUAGGCAAUAAAACACAAAUAUUUAAUAUUUACGGUAUAACAGAAGUAUCAAGUUGGGCGACUUUUUAUAGGAUUCCAGAGAAAAUUCUUAACUCGAAAGAUGCAUUGCCUGUGCCGCUGGGCUCUCCCUUGCUUGGGACAACAGUCGAAGUCAGAGGCACUGGUGGAUUCGCAAUUCAGGAAGGCAGCGGCCAAGUAUUUUUAGGUGGCAGAAAUAGAGUGUGUUUUCUCGAUGACGAGAUGACAGUGCCACUUGGCACAAUGCGGGCCACAGGAGACUUUGUGACGCUGAAAGACGGAGAAAUGUUCUUCUUAGGACGGAAGGACAGUCAGAUCAAGCGCCAUGGCAGACGUCUUAACACUGAACUUGUGCGACAGGUUGCCGAAGGGCUUCAGCAAGUGGAGUCUUGUGCCGUUACAUGGUAUAACCAGGAAAAAUUAAUUCUCUUUGUGGUGUCCAAAGAUGAUUUAGUAAAGGAUGACAUCUUUAAAGAGCUGCAGAAACACCUCCCAAAUCAUGCAGUCCCCGAUGAGCUUGUGGAGAUUGAUUCGCUGCCAUUUACAUCUCACGGCAAAAUUAAUGUUUCUGAGUUAAAUAAGGUUUAUUUAAACUACACAAACUUGAAGUCUGGAUGUAAACUCAAUGGAAAAGAGGAACUUUGGGAAAAAUUACAGCAUUCGUGGAAGUCUGUUCUGGGUCUCUCAGAAGACUCUUCGAAGGUUCCUGACGAGUCCCUCUUCCUAAACAGUGGUGGAGACUCCUUGAAGUCCAUGCGGCUUCUCAACGAGAUUGAAAACCUUGUUGGCACAUCCAUACCUGGGCUUCUGGAACUUAUUCUUAGCACUUCUAUUUUAGAUAUUUAUAAUCACAUCCUUCAAGCGGUGUUUCCAGAUGAAGAUCUGACAUUUGGCAAGAAUUAUGCCCCCAAAAGAAAAUUCAGCGAUAUUGUUAAUCAAGAGGAAACCGGUGGAAAAUCUUUACAUCCGGAAUCUGUUGUGUUUUUAAAUUGUGACAAGGAGAUAAAUGCUUUUAUCGCCCUGAGCAGAGGGAGUCAGAUUUUGUCUCUGAAUACUACUAGAUUUUUAACUGAGCUGGGACAUUGCCCUUCAGCCUGUUCUUCUGAUUUAAUUUCACAGACUAACAUUCAAAAUAUGAAAAGCUUAAAUCCUCCAGCUCUUACUGGGAAGUCAAAAGAUCUGUCCUGUGUUGUUGCAAAAGUUUCUGAAGACAAGACACCUGUGACAGGGGCUGAGGACAUGGAGCUGUGUGUGAGGUGGAGCUCAGACACAGGCAAAUGUGUGGAUGCCUCACCUCUGGUUGUAAUUCCAGCUGCUGAUGCGUCAUUGGCAACUGUGUACAUUGGCUCCCAUUCUCGUAAAAUGGUGGCACUUAAUCUUUACUCUGGGAAGGUGAAAUGGGAACAGAUUUUGGGAGAUCGAAUUGAAUCCUCGGCAUGUGUAUCCAAGUGUGGAAAGUUCAUUGUAGUGGAUGUACCACAGUUUAUCCAAAUCACAUUUGGAUUACUUCCAGUUUUUGGAAAUUCUAAGACUGCCACGAGUGGGAUUUUUUGUGAAUGCUGUUACAAUGGCUUAGUUUAUGUUCUAAAAAGUGACAAUGGAGAAAAAUACUGGAUGUUUACUACUGAGGAUGCUGUGAAGAGCUCAGCAACCAUGGAUCCAACCACAGGACUUUUUUACAUUGGAUCUCAUGACCAGCAUGCAUAUGCUUUGGAUAUUUAUAAAAAGAAGUGUGUUUGGACGUUGAAAUGCAAAGGAACUGUUUUUUCUUCUCCUUGUUUGAGCCUCAUUCCACAUCAUUUGUAUUUUGCUACACUGGGAGGACUUUUACUGGCUAUAAAUCCUGCCACUGGGAACAGAGUCUGGAAGCAUCACUGUGGAAAGCCACUCUUCUCUUCUCCACGGUGCUGCCUACAAUAUGUUUGCAUCGGCUGUGUAGACGGGAAUUUACUUUGCUUUACGCACUUUGGAGAACAGGUUUGGCAGUUCUCUACCAGUGAACCGAUCUUUUCAUCUCCAUGUACCUCAGCAUCAGAGCAAGAAAUAUUUUUUGGUUCCCAUGAUUGCUUUAUCUACUGCUGUAACAUGAAAGGUCAACUCCGAUGGAAAUUUCAAACUACUUCAAUGGUGUAUUCAACACCAUUUGCCUUCCGUAACCACACGUGCAGCAGUGAAGCGUGGCUGGCAGCAGCAUCUACUGAUGGGAAAUUGUGGAUCUUGGAAUCUGAGAGUGGAAACUUGCAAAGAGUGUAUCAACUUCCUGGAGAAGUCUUCUCUUCUCCUGUGGUCUGGGAGUCAAUGCUUGUUAUUGGAUGUAGAAAUAAUUAUGUUUAUUGUCUGGAUUUAUUGCAUGGCAAUCAAAAGUAAUGAAGUACAUUCCUUACUAGAAUAUAUCUGUGAGAUAUUGAAAAGAUUUUGCAUUUUAGAUAAUGUGGAUAAUUUUAUGUUAAAGAUUGUAUUUUGCUUAAGAAACUUGUCUAUUUAUUGGGAAAACAACCAUAUUUUACUUCCUUUAGGAGCAAAAAAAUGCUCUUAAAAGAAAUUACUGAACAAAACAUCAAUAUAUUAAGUAACACUUUAAUUAGGCCACAGAUGUUCUACUUUAGGUUUUUUGGGUUUUUAAAAUUUUUUUUUUGCUUUUUUUAAGGCCGUACCUUCAGCAU
This is a messenger RNA of Phacochoerus africanus (Common warthog), 4304 nucleotides long. RefSeq names its product aminoadipate-semialdehyde dehydrogenase (gene AASDH). Gene Ontology annotation, molecular function: protein binding. The record is from RefSeq and is a predicted model, not a curated record. The transcript has 16 exons. Gene Ontology annotation, biological process: amino acid activation for nonribosomal peptide biosynthetic process. The coding region runs from base 574 to 4008 and encodes 1144 amino acids. Lineage: Eukaryota; Metazoa; Chordata; Mammalia; Artiodactyla; Suidae.